Drosophila biarmipes is the source of this 1231-nucleotide messenger RNA. RefSeq lists its product as uncharacterized. The transcript has a single exon. Bases 10 to 1161 code for a protein of 383 amino acids. The record is from RefSeq and is a predicted model, not a curated record. NCBI's taxonomy places the organism in Eukaryota, Metazoa, Arthropoda, Insecta, Diptera, Drosophilidae.
CCGGGCGAAAUGGUUAGAAACGCGCUGCUCCUGUUGGCCUGUGUGCUGCUCUUUGCCCUUGGUGGUGCCCACCGGGAACUGGAGAACCUGCUGCGGAAGCAACAGGUGGACUUGCAGUUGUCCAGCGAGGAAGUGGCGGCACUGCGUCCACUGUACUUGGAGUUCCAGGCCCAGUACGACUAUUUGUACAGCCUGAAGCUGCAAAACAGCGAUGCAAGUAAUCAGAAUCCCGCAGAGGAGCCUGAGUUAGAUGGUAACUACCUGCAGGCCUUCGAGGACUUUCGCAGCAAGUUCUCCAUUUACCUGGAUGAGAAGCCCCGAGUGGUGUAUGACACUAGGCUGCCAACUGUAGAGGAUAUCAUGGGGGAACCCAGUCCCGAUUUGAGCCCGGAAAAGAGGGCGGAAUACGAGGACCUCAGGGACAUUAUUCAGGAUGUCAUUGACGAGGCGCAGCUUGGCAUAGACGACAUGGUGGAGCGGGCCAUCCAGCUGGAGACGAAUCUGCUGGCGCUCAAUAAGCCGAAGAUUGUGACGGCCGCCAUCGCCGGGUUGGGAUACAUGUGGAACUACUGGGGGCGUGGAAGUCAGGCCGCCUACUGCAGCUACUCCCAGGUGCCGGAGUUCCAGAUAGCCCUGCAGGCCAUCAACGACGGCGUCGAUUGCUACUCCCGCACCAUGGCCCUGGUCCUGCGCAUCCAGAACGAGACGGUGGCCGCCGUCAAGGAGGUCAAGAGCAAUGUCAGCAGCCUGGUGAAGAUCUACAAGAAGAUCGCCGCCAAGCAGACGACCCUGGGCAAGAUCCUCUCGGGCACCGUGAACGCUCUCAGUGCCAUCCGUCGGGUUCACGACAUCAUAGCCGUUGGCAUCGAUGUCUAUGCCAAGAUUAACAACAAACUGCCGGGAGAGGCUCUCCAAUCCGCGCAAUGCGGCGUGGUAUUCGUCAACAGCAUCCCCCAAAUGGUGGAGACUGCCCAGAACCUGACGACGUGCAUCACCUAUGUGAAUCCGGAUAGCAUAGACUACGAGUUCACGCACCCUGAGGAAGAUCGCUACUGGAACACCGGUGCUGAGCCCCCGGAAAUUCCCCACGAAAACGUGGUGGACGAGGAUGACGACGAUGUGGACUACCGGGAUCUGGACGACUAUGAGGAUCAUAGAUAAGCAUGUGGAAUUUCCACCGGUUGAUAAGGGAAGUUAAUCUUAAUAAUAAAACCCCAGAUAAUAUUAACAA